UUAUAGAUAAGGAUUCGUACGCUCUCUCUCUCUCUCUCUCUCUCUCUCUCUCUCUCUCUACCCUUGUUCCUCUCUUCCUCCCCUUCUCUCCGCUUCGACGCUUGAAAGAAGCUUCGGCGACGGAGAAGCUUCCGAAGGCGACGAGCAUUAUUGGACUGCUGUUGAGAAAUGAAGCUAUGAGUUUGGAACCAUGGCGCUGAUUGCACACCAGACACCGGUUUCACAGCCAUCCAAUUCCUUAAGGUAUAAAGCAGCUGCCAAUGGAGUGAUCCGUCGAUCGUUUGUAGCUUUUCAAUUUGUCUGUGGAAAAGAUGAUGAGUUUAUGCCAUUGAAGCAUCGUUUUGUUUCCAGAGACGAACCUAUUGUCUCAUUAAAGAGGAAAGUGUUCAAAGUCUCAUCUUUUAAGAGCAAUGCCCAGAACGACGAACAUGAGACCAAAAAAAGUGGCUUGAAAUUUAGCAAAUCACAAGUUCAGCUCUCCUCCUCACCUGACGAGAGAGAAGAUCUUAUAUCAAAAUCUCAUGAUUCACAAAAGCAUCCACUUUCUUAUCCAACACAAGGGGAAGGUGACACCAAGAUGGGAUCUAUCGCCAUACAGAAGUUAUUUAAGAAAUGGCUGAUCAUGUUGCGCACCCAGACUUCGAGCAUUACUAUAAAUGGGAACGUCGAUGAAAAACCAGUUCAAAGUACAACAACCUCUGAAACGCAACAUGUGAAGAUGAGUACUCAAGCUGGGAGAAUGCUGAAGGCUGCAUUGGUGUACUUUGCUGGUCUUGAUGCAGCUAUAACUAUUCCAUUAUUAGUAUUCAUCCCUUGGUACUUGACGGUGAAACUGAUGUAUGGAGCCGAAGUUACUUCCGAGCUGAGGCCAUUAUGGGUAAUCGGGCCAGUGAUAACAGCUGUCUAUAUAAAGAUCAUUCAAGGGCUCUGCUCUCUCUACUUCUACUUAUUCAUGCAGGCAAUUCAUCUCAUAAAGAACCUCCCAACUUACUCUCUCGCAGUCUAUAAUUUCAUAGCCAAGGGGGAGUUCAAAAAGUACGUUGUACGGUUCUGGGAGCCUGUAGAAUGCAUCAAGAAGUUAGAUUAUAAAGCUCUUCUUAAGCAAAAAUUUGAAGAGCUCAAAGAGUGGGCAGUUGAGAAGUAUUUGGACUAUGUUGAAUCGAUAUGGCCGUACUAUUGCAGAACUAUUAGGUUCUUAAAGAAAGCACAUCUAAUUUAAUUUAUCUUUGAGAAGAACUGAGAAAAGCUUUUUUGAAUCAUUGUUAAAUUUUUUGUUUUUGAGCGUUUAUUGGCGCUUGCAUUGUGGGAUCGGAGAAACAUUUAUCAUUGAUCAAACCUGGCCUUUAUCCCCCCAUUUUGAGGAUGAGUGAUUCGGACUCGAGCAGAGAUAUUACGGUGACUGUAAUGUUUAUGCAUUAUACAUUAGGAGUUAUUUUCUCAUUUCAUUGUCCUUGUAACGUAUUUGUCUUAAUCCGCCGUAUAUUUCAACAUUAGAAUUUAAUAUGGUAUUUUCUGAAUGUAUUCUAAGUUUGAUGGAAAUUUUAAAAGCUUGUCCGGUUGUUGAGCUGUAUCAAACAUAUACCUAUCACAGUUUUGAAUAGUGAGAUUAGUCAUUUCAUGCA
Ananas comosus (pineapple) is the source of this 1622-nucleotide messenger RNA. RefSeq lists its product as uncharacterized. The transcript has 5 exons. NCBI's taxonomy places the organism in Eukaryota, Viridiplantae, Streptophyta, Magnoliopsida, Poales, Bromeliaceae. Bases 191 to 1219 code for a protein of 342 amino acids. The record is from RefSeq and is a predicted model, not a curated record.